AUGAUUCCGCGAGUUCUGCUGAGCUGGCGGAAGAGAUUGGGGACUGUGCAUGGCGCGCGCGAUCAUAAGGCAGGAUCGAAACUCGCACGACACGCGGCGGACAUUUUGCCAUCGCACGCCGGGAAAGCAGGGUACGAGGCGCCGCCUGAAUGCGAGAAAGGCGCCGCGGCGAGUGCGGUGCAGUGGCGGCCGUGGAUCGUCCGCUGCGCGGCGGGGCUUCUGGCGCUCGUCGUCGUGCGAUUCCUGCUCGUCGCCAACGAGGCUUGGGUGGACAGCCUGGAGCUUCGAAACUUCUCCCCUCUGGACGCGCUGCCGGCGGUGGCGUGGGAGGCGGGGAGGAGGGUCCCCCUCGGCCUGGUUGCAUUGGGACUGUCGACUCGCUUGUUCCAGUCUGUUCUGUGCAUUCUCUCGCUUCCUGAAUUCUUCCCCUCACCACACCCACCCGAGCCUCAGGCAUGGGUGGACAGCCUGGAGCUUUGGAAUUUCUUCCCUCUGCAGAGCCUGCCGGCAGUGGCGUGGGAGGAGGCCCCCCCGCGGCCGGGGUGCAUUGUGACUCUCGACUCGCGCUACAGCCCUGAGGGCGUGGCGGCCGUGGAAGCGGCUGUAGCGCGGCUGCUGAGGGAGCUGGGGGUGGAGGCGGAGGAGGUGAAGGAAGACGGGGGAGGGAGGGGCAGGGAGGCGAUGCCGGAGGCGUGGCGGCGGUUCUACUCGGGGCUGCCCAAGGUGGUGGAUGCGGAGGGGCACGAGAACAUGUGGAAAUUCCCCAUCUGGGUCGCCCUGGCCGUCAACAUGUGCGUGUGUGCUGCAGCGUUGUACGCGCGGCGCCACGGGUACCGAAUGGUGGUGGAGAACGGAUCCAAGUACACCCCAGACAGACACCCGUCGUGGUUCAAGGUGCCGUUGCUACAGUCACAGCUGGCGUGUUGCUGCGAGUGGGCCUUCUUUCUUGAUUCCGAUGCCUACAUGCGCAUGGACCACCACCGCCUCUCCAUCCCCACCUGGAUCCAAACCAUCAAGCAACCUAACUACUUUGACUGGCUGCUGAGGGACAAUCUCACCGACACUCUGGAGGGGCAGGUGUGGCUCCCACAGGACCCCGCCCUGCUGCUACAGCCCGCCACCGCGCUACAGCCGGAGGGGCCCGUGGUUCUGAUACCAAGGAAUGGCGACUCGAGGGAGGGGUUCUUUGGGGAUGCGGAGGCGCUGUUCCGCAAGGACACGGACUAUGUGAAUGCGGGCGUGAUGCUGUGGCGCCGAUCGCCCGCCACCUUCAAGUUCCUCCGGCAGUGGUACGGCGAGUACAGCGGCGACUACCACCUGUACGGCCACGUGUGGGAGCAGGACCGCCUCAACAAGGUGGCGCGCUGGCCGCACUGGCGGGGGCGGGUGAUCCUGGUGCCCCACCAGGAGCUCACAGGGCCCCAGGGGGCCAUGGUGCGCCAUGUGUGGGGGGGCGUUGCAAGCGAGGAGCGCGACAGGGUGUUGUAUGCGGCCCUGGAGGAGGCACUAGGGCCCUGGAGGAGGCACUGGGCAGCCUGCUCUGAGGACACCGCGCAGUGGCGGGCAGUAAGAGGCAGUAAGGGGCAGUAA
Messenger RNA from Closterium sp. Naga37s-1, 1590 nucleotides. The record is from the annotation of a GenBank genome assembly. NCBI's taxonomy places the organism in Eukaryota, Viridiplantae, Streptophyta, Zygnematophyceae, Desmidiales, Closteriaceae.